Camellia sinensis is the source of this 1202-nucleotide messenger RNA. RefSeq lists its product as uncharacterized. The record is from RefSeq and is a predicted model, not a curated record. Lineage: Eukaryota; Viridiplantae; Streptophyta; Magnoliopsida; Ericales; Theaceae.
CUAUUUUGUGAAAGGAAUGCACAUGGGUUUGAGCAACGGCUCUUUUUCAUCUUUUUUCAAACAACAGCUAUAAAUUAACGGGCAUUUUUUUCAAACGGUCAUAUUCUGUAUUUCUAUAAAUAAAAACUCUUCAUCUCAAUUUCAUUUCACACCAAACAUUUUAAAUUUUAUUUUUCUUUUCUCUUCUCUUUAUCUGAAUUUUAUUUCACACCAAACUUCACAAAUUAUUUUCUUCUUUGUUUUUUCACACAAUCACUAUGGAAGGUUCAUCAAAAAUGAAGAGAGGAAAAUCAUUUACCACUCAAGAAGAUGUGGCAAUUUGUAGAGCUUGGUGUCACAUUACUGAAGACCCAAUUGUUGGAAAUUCACAAUCUCAUGCUCAUUUUUGGGGAAGAAUUUUUGAAAAUUAUUGUUCAUUGCAGAAUGAUCGCUCAAGAACACAAGUGUCUAUCUCAUCUCGAUGGGGUGUAAUCAUGAAAUGUUGUAACAAAUUUCGUGGGUGUCUAGCGCAAGUCGAAAAUCUACAUCCAAGUGGGGCGUCACAAGUUGAUAUAAUGCUUCAAGCAAAACUGUUAUACCAUCAAGAUGAAAACAAGCAUUUUCUUUUUGAACAUUGUUGGCCAAUCUUGCAAAACAAUAUCAGGUGGCAAGAUGUAACUCCUACGAACACGGUGAAGUCAAGAAUACAUACACCGUUUUCCCCUAAUUCAACCCCUGAUUCCCCUAUGGAUAACUGCAUUUCUCUUGAAGAUGACACUAGUCCAAGUGUUGGUAACAAUCCAACUGUCGAUGAGGGCAGUGUCUCUGAAAGGGGUAAAAGGCCGAUGGGUAGAAAAUCUGCAAAAGAAUUAUUUCGGAAAAAUCAAGUCGCUCAAGCUGAAGUUCAAAAAAUGGGCACACAAUUGGACACAUUUAACCAAUACCUUGCUGAGAAGGAAAAGAAAAAAGAUGAAAGAGAACAAAAAAGGAUUGAAGCACUGCAGGAGAUGAAAGAACUUGAGAUGAAAAAACAUGAAUUUGAGAUCAGAAAACAAGAACAUGAGAUGAAAAAGGAAGAACAUAUGAUAAUGACUACGGAUAUUUCUCAUUUGGACCCUCAGAUGAAAGCGUAUUACACAAUGCGAAAAAAUGAGAUUUUCGCCAAGUGGUCCUCAAAUGUGAGCAGCCCAAAUUUUUAUUUCCCCCUACCUCCUGAUGAAUAA